Molecule: messenger RNA, 988 nt
Organism: Dromaius novaehollandiae (emu)
Lineage: Eukaryota; Metazoa; Chordata; Aves; Casuariiformes; Dromaiidae
Gene: NPW
Product: neuropeptide W
Biological process (GO): feeding behavior; G protein-coupled receptor signaling pathway
Molecular function (GO): G protein-coupled receptor binding
Source: RefSeq, a predicted model, not a curated record
CGCUCGCGGCGCCGCUAUAAAGCAGCGCGGGGCGCGGGCGCGGGGCAGCCGCUGCAGGGCACCCCCGGGCCGGGGGCCGCCGGGACACGGCUCCCUCCAUCCCUCCGUCCGUCCGUCCAUCCCUCCGUCCGUCCAUCCCUCCGUCCGCCCGUCCCUCCGCCCGGCCGCCGGAGCCCGGCGCGAUGGCGCGGCCGCAGCUGUCGGGGGGCGCCUGGGGGGCCCUGGUGCUGCUGGGGCUGAUGCUGCCGGCGGCGCCGGCCGGAGCCUGGUACAAGCACGUCGCCAGCCCCCGGUACCACACGGUGGGCCGCGCCUCGGGGCUGCUCAUGGGCGUCCGCCGCUCCCCCUACCUCUGGCGCCGGGAGCUGGCGGCGGAGCCCCCCCGCCGCCCCGGGGGGGCCGCGGACACCGCCCCCGCGCCGCCCCCGGGCCGCCCCGCCGGGGGGGCCCCGCCGCCCGCGCCGCCGCCGCCCGCACCCGGCCGCCUGCUGCAGCGUCUCCUGCGGGGGGGCUGGGGCUGGGGCGGGAGGCCCCCGCCGGCCCCCGCCCGGCCCCCGCCCGGCGCCCGCCGAGCUCAGCAUCUCCCGGCUGAAGAUGUAGCUCUGGUCCGCCGAAGCGUCCCGGCGGAGAUGCUGGAGGAGCUGGAGGAGCAAGGACUGCCCGGCGUGGAGACUGUUUACCGGCGCUGAUGAGGAGGAGUUUCAUCGGUGGUUCUCUUGAUUUUUCUGACCUCUUUGAAACCAUAUAGACAAUUGCAUUAAAAAAAAAUCUGAUUUUUUCCUACCGGCUGCUCAGACACAGUGGUAACUUCAUAUUGUUUUCAGGUCAACCUAGUGCUAUGAACUUGGGGAGAAACAAACAGGGAAGAUAUUUAUUUUGUUUAUUUUUUUUAGAUUUCUGUACUAGCUUCUUUGCAAUAUAAUAAAAAUAUGUACUGUUUGCUUCCUAGGAACCUGCACUCAUUAAAAUGAGACUCGAUCAAAGGAAA